Molecule: messenger RNA, 2910 nt
Organism: Drosophila kikkawai
Lineage: Eukaryota; Metazoa; Arthropoda; Insecta; Diptera; Drosophilidae
Gene: Hsl
Product: hormone-sensitive lipase
Biological process (GO): triglyceride catabolic process; cholesterol metabolic process
Cellular component (GO): cytosol
Molecular function (GO): triacylglycerol lipase activity; sterol ester esterase activity
Source: RefSeq, a predicted model, not a curated record
AGUUCGCCGCCAACGGUCACACUGGCCAGCAAUUAAGUUAAUUCGGCCAAAAGUUUUUCCACAAAUUUGUAAUGUUAAAAGCCGCUUUGGAUGAACUGAUUAAAAAUGAAUUAACUUGCAACCACGGGGCCUUUAUUCUAAAACAAUGAUUGACGCGGCUUCCGCCGAGCGGGGCAGCCCCAAGCUCAGUGCCCUCUUUAAUGACAAUCUGAAACUGGCGCACCAAGACGAUGGCCACCAGCCGGUCGCCACCAGCAAUGGCAAGGCGGCAUCAGGAACGAUAGAACCACCGCCACCCCAUGUACCCGCCGAGCUGAAGGCUUCUUACCGCAGCUUGUACGCCGCUUGCCAGGAUCACGCCGCCUUCUUCGCCAAGGACCACACCGAAUACGGGCAGCGCCUGCACGCCGCCCACAUUGCCUGGCAGGACUUUAUUGUGCUGGCCAACCGCUUGGUGCAGCAGAUCGAGGCCUUUGCCCACGAGUACGACUUCGAUGAGGAGACACCGGGAAAUGGAUACCGCAGCUUCGUCUACGUGACCAACGCCUGCAUUUCGCACGGCGUCAGCAUCUGCAAGCAGCUUUCAACGACCCGAUCGACGCUCUUCUUUCGCAAGAAACUCCUGAUGAAGGAGGUGGAGGCCUGCUCACAGCUGUUGUCCUCACUGUGCACCUGCCUGCAGUACCUGCUCAUCCUGCGCCAGUGGUCGGCCAGCACGGGGGACCUGUUCGCCUGCGGCAAUCACACGGCCGAGCAGCUCUUCGAGCUGGGCGACACCAUCAAUCAGUAUUGCUUCUACGGUCGCUGUCUGGGCUUCCAGUACGGCGACUCGAUACGCGGGGUUCUCCGCUUCCUGGGCAUCAGCAUGGCCAGCUACUCGGAGUCCUACUACUCCCAGGAGGGCGAUGGGACCAUAGUCAAGACCACCCGCAGCCUGUGGACCAGCGGCAAGUACCUAAUGAAUCCGGAACUGCGAGCCCGCCGCAUCGUCAACAUCUCGCAGAACGCCAAGAUUGAUUUUUGCAAAUCCUUCUGGUUUUUGGCUGAAUCGGAACUGAUGCACAAGCUGCCCAGCAUUGUGGGCAGCUCCAUUAAGGUGAACCGGCUGAUAGAGCUGCCAGCGGAACCGCUGAAACUGCCGCGACGAAAGGACUUCAAGCCUUCGGAGAAUCCCGGCAGCGAUGUGAACCAGAACCAAGGUGAUGACGAUUUCGUGGAGAUACCCGUGCCUUCGGCUCAUCUGGGACCUGGCCUGCCGGUUUCUGUGCGCCUGCUGAGCGCCAGAAGACGUUUGGGCAUGCUGGGCGAGGGUCGCUAUCGUGGCUGGCACAAACCCACUCCGCCCAGCCGCUCCAUUCUGUUUCACUGCCAUGGCGGCGGCUUUGUGGCCCAGUCCUCAAAGUCCCAUGAACUGUACUUGCGCGACUGGGCCGUGGCUUUGGACUGUCCCAUACUCUCGGUGGAUUAUAGCCUGGCACCGGAGGCUCCGUUUCCGCGAGCCUUGCAGGAGGUCUACUAUGCCUACUGCUGGCUGCUUAAAAACACCGAACUGCUGGGCACCACGGCCGAGCGGAUUGUGUGUGCCGGCGACUCGGCGGGAGCGAAUCUCUCCAUCGGAGUGGCCCUCAAGUGCAUCGAACAGGGGGUACGAGUGCCGGAUGGUCUGUUUCUGGCCUACUGCCCCACCCUUGUCAGCUUUGUGCCCAGUCCGGCACGCCUUUUGUGCCUGAUGGAUCCCCUGCUGCCCUUUGGCUUCAUGAUGCGAUGCCUUCGUGCCUAUGCCGCCCCCGCCCAGGAGACGCUGCAGGAGAAUGCCAGGCAUGUGGAGGAUGCAGCCCAGAUACGAAAUGCCCCAAAGUCGAAUGUGGGUAGCUUGAACUCCAGUCGCCGCACAUCGAUAGCCCGAAGUCCGUUGACGCCGCUGGAAGCCAACACGGAGCAGGAUGACGAAAGCAGCGAUACUUUUGCCAGUGCCUCGGCCUCGUACCACAGCCAGACAGUGGAGCGAACCGAUCUGCCCAACAGCGAGAACGACAACAGUUCGUGUGUCUCCUUUGAGGAUGACUCUCAACCCAUUGUCCACUAUCCCGUGGAAAUAUCGGCCGACACGCCCAAGGAUGCCGCCUCAGCUGCUUAUAUAGAUAAUUUCCUGGACAAGUAUCUAAUUGAUACGGCCACCAUGGAGGCCACCGAAGAGACAGCCGCCCAGGUAUCACAAGGACAGGCCAAUGGACAUGCUAAAGUCAGCUCCGAUGACAAUAUUCUGGUGGAAACGGGUCGCGAUCUUAUAGCAAUAGACACGCUGCAGGGACGGCUGCAGGAGGCCGUUAACAACAUAACCAACACUUUGACCCGCUGCACGCAAUCUUAUGAGAUCAAUGGUAGCUCGACGUUGGGCCAGCAGGACGUGCGAAAUAUGGAUGCACUGAUAGCACGUAGCCCCAGCGAGGAGUUUGCCUUCGAUGUGCCUAAGGAUCCCUUUCUGUCGCCCUAUUGGGCCAGCGAUGAGUGGCUAUCCCAGCUGCCAGAGACCAAGAUACUUACACUAAACAUGGAUCCCUGUCUGGAUGACUGCGUCAUGUUUGCCAAAAAGCUGAAGCGCCUGGGCCGCCAAGUCAACUUGGAAAUCCUAGAGGGCCUUCCGCAUGGUUUCCUUAAUUUCACCAUGUUAUCCAACGAAGCUAUGGAGGGAUCCAAGCACUGCAUUAAAUCUCUACAGACGUUGCUUCAGUUGAAGCCGAAGCACAAAACAAACGAUGACAAAGGCAGCUCCCUGGAUGAGGACGAAGUGUCAUCCAGUCCCAGUGCAAGCCUGGCAGCUUCAUAGGACGAGUUUAAAUCGGUCUAUAUACCUAUAGGUUUGGAGAAUCUCACACCCGAAGGGGAUGAAUAAAUUUCAGUAUCCAUUGC